AUGAACCCAGAGAAGGCCAAUGAAGCUUCACCCUUUCUAACUUCGUCACGAUCCACCUAUGGGUAUACUCCCUCGCCAGAAAUCGAAAGCUCACUUCCUACAAGAGGUGCACCCCUUAGCUGGUUCGAGCUGUUGGCCAUGGACGCUGCUUGCGCCGAUGAUCGGUUUCUACUGUCACCACCGCGGCAAUUUCCACAUUGCCAGGUAACAGAGGAUGAUCCGCACAACAGUUCUAAUCUACGACCUCGAAACUCAAGGGAACGUGAAAGCUUCCAUGCAGCUGCAUUUAAGAGGGAUCCAGAAGCUGAGGAACGGCUUGCCUCACAAAUGACAACAGACCACACAAUCUUUGAUGACCCAUCAUCCUGGACCACCGAUGCUCCAAUAACCUUGUCCAACCUCGAACAUCGGCUUUUCACGCAUUUUGUGCGGGUUUCGAGCAAGUGGCUUGAUUUCUAUGAUCAUAAUGAACACUUCUCAUCCGUGGUACCACAUCUAGCUAUCAGGAAUAUGGGAUUAAUGAGAGCACAGCUCGCACUCUCCGCGCGCCACAUGUCCCUUGACAAAGAUGAAUGUCAGAGAUAUGAAGGCCCAACUGUUGAUCGCAACCUGGCCGUUCAAUACUACUUUGAAACUCUUCAUUACUUGAACAAAGCUAUGCGAUAUUCCUCCUACGCUCGCAGCCAUGAAUUGAUAGCAACCUCCAUUCUCAUCAGCACGUACGAAAUGAUGGAUGGUUCUAAUCAGGAUUGGGAGCGACAUCUGAAAGGUGUUUUCUGGAUACAACGGUUUCGAGACAACCAUGGAGAAUCGGGCGGACUGCGACAAGCUGUCAGGUGGGCUUGGCUCCGACAGGAUGUGUGGGUUGCGAUGCGUGAGCGACGACGGGUGUUCAGCUUUUGGCAGCCGAGAAAGCCUCUAUCCAUACUGACUUCCAGUGAGCUCGCAAGUCGUGCCACGUUCCUCUUAGCGCAAUGUGUCAAUUAUGCAUCGAACGAGGAGCAAAAAACCGCAGACUUUUCCGAACGCCUUGGGCGUGGCAGUGAGCUGCUUUAUUUGCUUCAGGAAUGGCACGAUCAUUUGCCUUCUGAGUAUAAUCCUCUUCCCAUAGUUUCUCACACCGCCACAUUUCCCCCCAUCUGGGUUCAUCCCUCGCCUUACGCAGCGGCUUUACAGCUCCACAGCCUUGCUCGCAUUUUAGUAAUUCUCAACCGCCCUUCCACCGGUGGGGUUGAAGAUUACCGUGCUGCACAAAGGCUUUUGACCACCUCCGUCAAUAUGAUAUGUGGAAUUGCUCGAACAAUCGAUCAGCAUGAUCAUCCGGCAAGCAUUGUUUCCCUUCAAUGCUUAGUUGGAGGUCAGUACGCGAAGGAAUCAUUGGUGUCCAUUUGCUAA
Molecule: messenger RNA, 1395 nt
Organism: Penicillium maclennaniae
Lineage: Eukaryota; Fungi; Ascomycota; Eurotiomycetes; Eurotiales; Aspergillaceae
Exons: 1
Coding region: 1-1395 (464 amino acids)
Biological process (GO): positive regulation of transcription by RNA polymerase II
Cellular component (GO): nucleus
Molecular function (GO): DNA-binding transcription factor activity; transcription cis-regulatory region binding
Source: RefSeq, a predicted model, not a curated record